Messenger RNA from Miniopterus natalensis, 2702 nucleotides. Lineage: Eukaryota; Metazoa; Chordata; Mammalia; Chiroptera; Miniopteridae. The record is from RefSeq and is a predicted model, not a curated record.
GUCUCUUCCAGAAGUGUUAUUGGACUUUGCCGCAGCUAACGGGGAACUUGGCUGGCUCACGCACCCGUAUGGCAAAGGGUGGGACCUGAUGCAGGCCAUCAUGAACGACACGCCCACCUACAUGUACUCCGUGUGCAACGUGGUGGCGAGCGACCAGGACAACUGGCUCCGCACCAACUGGGUGUACCGUGGCGAGGCCGAGCGCAUCUUCAUCGAGCUCAAGUUCACCGUGCGGGACUGCAACAGCUUCCCGGGGGGCGCCAGCUCCUGCAAGGAGACCUUCAACGUCUACUACGCCGAGUCCGACGUGGACUACGGCACCAACUUCCAGAAGCGCCAGUUCCGCAAGAUCGACACCAUCGCGCCCGAUGAGAUCACGGUCAGCAGCGACUUCGAGGCCCGCCAGGUGAAGCUGAACGUGGAGGAGCUCUCCGUGGGGCCGCUCACCCGCAAGGGCUUCUACCUGGCCUUCCAGGACAUUGGCGCCUGCGUGGCCCUGCUCUCCGUCCGCGUCUACUUCAAGAAGUGCCCCGAGCUGCAGCAGGGCCUGGCCCGCUUCCCUGAGACCGUCGCCGGCUCGGAUGCACCUUCCCUGGCCACCGUGGCCGGCACCUGCGUGGACCACGCUGUGGUCCCCCCCGGGGGCGAAGAGCCCCGCAUGCACUGCGCGGUCGACGGCGAGUGGCUGGUGCCCAUCGGGCAGUGCCUGUGCCAGGCGGGCUACGAGAAGGCGGAGGACACCUGCCAGGCCUGUGCGUCUGGAUUCUUCAAAUCUGAGGCGUCCGAGAGCCCCUGCUUGGCGUGCCCGGUGCACACCCUGCCGUCCCCCGAGGGGGCCACCCACUGCGAGUGUGAGGAGAGCUACUUCCGGGCGCCCCAGGACCCGCUGUCGAUGCCCUGCACAGGCCCACCCUCUGCCCCAAGCUACCUCACGGCCGUGGGCAUGGGCGCCAAAGUGGAGCUGCGCUGGAAGCCCCCCCUGGACAACGGGGGCCGUGAAGACAUCACCUACAAGGUCACCUGCGAACAGUGCCUGCCCGACUUGGGCGACUGCCGGCCCUGCGAGGCCAGCGUGCGCUACUCUGAGUCACCGCAUAAGCUGACCCGCACCAGCGUGGUGGUCAGUGACCUAGAGCCUCACAUGAACUACACCUUCGCCGUAGAGGCCCGCAACGGCGUCUCGCACCUGGUGGCCAGCCGCAGCUUCCUCACUGCCAGCGUCAGCAUCAACCAGACAGAGCCGCCCAAGGUGAAGCUGGAGGGCCGUGGCACCACCUCGCUGAGCGUGUCCUGGAGCAUCCCCCUGCCUCAGCAGAGCCGUGUGUGGAAGUACGAGGUCACCUACCACAAGAAGGGGGACACCAACAGCUACAACGUGCGCUACACUGAGGGUUUCUCCGUGGCCCUGGAUGACCUGGUUCCAGACACCACCUACCUGGUCCAAGUGCAAGCGCUGACUCAGGAGGGCCAGGGUGCCCGCAGCAAGGUGCACGAGUUCCAGACACUGUCCACGGAAGGAUCUGCCAACGUGGCCGUGAUCGGCGGAGUGGCUAUCGGUGCUACCCUGCUUCUGGUGUUGGGAGGAGUCGGCUUCUACAUCUACCGCAGGAGGAAGAGCCUGCGGACCCGCCAGUCCUCGGAGGACGUCUACUUCUCCAAGUCAGAACAACUAAAGCCCCUGAAGACAUACGUGGACCCCCACACGUACGAGGACCCCAACCAGGCCGUGCUCAAGUUCACCACCGAGAUCCAUCCGUCCUGUGUCACGCGGCAGAAGGUGAUCGGAGCAGGGGAGUUCGGGGAGGUGUACAAGGGGACCCUGAAGGCAUCGGGGAAGAGGGAGGUCCCUGUGGCCAUCAAGACGCUGAAAGCUGGCUACACAGAGAAGCAGCGGGUGGACUUCCUCAGCGAGGCCAGCAUCAUGGGCCAGUUCAGCCACCACAACAUCAUCCGCCUGGAGGGCGUCGUCUCCAAAUACAAGCCCAUGAUGAUCAUCACUGAGUACAUGGAGAACGGGGCCUUGGACAAGUUCCUUCGGGAGAAGGACGGCGAGUUCUGCGUGCUGCAGCUGGUGGGCAUGCUGCGGGGCAUCGCGGCCGGCAUGAAGUACCUGGCCAACAUGAACUACGUCCACCGUGACCUGGCCGCCCGCAAUAUCCUCGUCAAUAGCAACCUGGUCUGCAAGGUGUCCGACUUCGGCCUGUCCCGUGUGCUGGAGGAUGACCCCGAGGCCACCUACACCACCAGUGGCGGCAAGAUCCCCAUUCGCUGGACAGCCCCGGAGGCCAUUUCCUACCGAAAGUUCACCUCGGCCAGCGACGUGUGGAGUUACGGAAUUGUCAUGUGGGAGGUGAUGACAUAUGGCGAGCGGCCCUACUGGGAGCUGUCCAACCACGAGGUGAUGAAAGCCAUCAACGAAGGCUUCCGACUGCCCACGCCCAUGGAGUGCCCCUCGGCCAUUUACCAGCUCAUGAUGCAGUGCUGGCAGCAGGAGCGCGCCCGCCGCCCCAAGUUCGCCGACAUCGUCAGCAUCCUGGACAAGCUCAUCCGGGCUCCCGACUCCCUCAAGACCCUGGCUGACUUUGACCCCCGGUAAGUCCCACACCCUCCCCUGUGGCAGCCCCCAGGCUGACCCCCGAGCUGCUUCGGUGUGGCGGCCAGCGGGGGCUAGCGGGCAAGGCUUUACUUAGACUGGACGGGGC